Messenger RNA from Fusarium graminearum PH-1, 546 nucleotides. RefSeq lists its product as uncharacterized. The record is from RefSeq and is a predicted model, not a curated record. The coding region runs from base 1 to 546 and encodes 181 amino acids. NCBI's taxonomy places the organism in Eukaryota, Fungi, Ascomycota, Sordariomycetes, Hypocreales, Nectriaceae. The transcript has 2 exons.
AUGAACACAGACGGCUUCAAAACUCGGCUCCGCUCCGAGUCUGCGACCCGCUCCGUAGUCUUCAACAACACGAAUGUGAGCCUGUGGCCUGCUCUAUCAUAUUUGUGGCACCUUCUGUGGCGGAAGCUCAUCGCUCCGGCUAAGCGAGGUGUGGCGGUGCGGUGCGUACAUGCAGUGGAGGAGGGCCGGGUAGCUGAGCAGGGCCAAUCAAAUAAAGGCCCAAGUUGUUUUGGUCUAAAGAUAACAUUCUUACGGGACAUACGAGAAAAGCAGCAUGACCAACAGAGAGAACGAGCCCGGUGGAUAGCGGCAGUCCACCCAGCAGCUGUUGUUUGGUUGUUUGGGGCUCUAGUGGCUCGUGUUGAUGAUUUGGAGGGCAACACAACACAAGACAUGAUUCUCGAAAUGGAAACACUACAGAUUUUGAGUUGGUGUCUGAGUUUGGUCUCGUUAUUUGUCAAUACUCGACUCGCACAGUAUAUCAAGAACGGUAAACGGAUCGAGCGACAUCCGGGCCAAAUUGCAACCGUCAUUGUUCAUUCAUGA